AUGAAACUGAAGGAGGGAUCGUUUCUGUGGUACCUCUAUCUGGACAAACUCUACUGCUUAUUAUCCGUGAGAAACGUGAAGGCCUUGGUGGAGUAUUUUUACCUGCUUGAUGUGCACCGCAAGAAAACUUUGAAUGAUGUGCUAUUCUACCACUUCCUGCAUCAUGUGACUAACUUGAAACGGAACCAGAUCACAAUUGUGUUUAACAUGCUGGACUGGAAUGCUGUGGGCGAGAUUGGUUUUGACCAGUUCUACAUGCUGGUUUGCAUACUCCUGGCACGGGAGAACCACCUGGAGGAGCAAUUUAUUUUCCGUCAUUCCCGGCCUGUUUUUGAGCUGCUUGACUUGGAUGGGGAGCUGAAAAUUGGUCCAGCCAACUUCCACAUGUACAACUUUCUCUUCAAUAUUAAAAAACAGCAACUCAGAGAGCUCUACCAUGACUUCGACAUCACAGGGGACCGCCUUCUUAAUUACAAGGAAUUUAAGCUGUUUACUAUCUUCUCUAUGGACAAAUACCAGGAGAGGCAGAAAGCAGAGAGAGAGAAGGAGGAGAAGGCUGUGCUCAAAAAGGUGUCACAUCAAGCUAAUAUCAACCCUGUCCAUUAG
Phacochoerus africanus (Common warthog) is the source of this 606-nucleotide messenger RNA. It is a transcript of the gene EFCAB9, whose product is annotated as EF-hand calcium binding domain 9. The transcript has 5 exons. Gene Ontology annotation, cellular component: sperm principal piece; cytoplasm. Lineage: Eukaryota; Metazoa; Chordata; Mammalia; Artiodactyla; Suidae. The record is from RefSeq and is a predicted model, not a curated record. Gene Ontology annotation, biological process: sperm capacitation; flagellated sperm motility. Gene Ontology annotation, molecular function: calcium ion sensor activity. The coding region runs from base 1 to 606 and encodes 201 amino acids.